AUGAGCUCACAAAAGCUUGAGCGCGAGACCCGCGCGGCUGCUUGCCCCAGCUAUAUUCUCCAGCACUACCACUCCACCGGUUGCUGUGGCGGCGCCUUCUCCUUCCGCGCGGCCUUGAUGGAUCCCAAGAAGGAGCCGUACCUCUGCACUGCCCCCCGGGAGUUCCGCGAGACGACUGCGGCUGACAUUCAGCUGUCCCUGGACGACAAGCGACGGGGUGGAGGCCCUCGAGUGGGCAGCUUCCAGGAAGCGAUCCCAGGAGAGGGCUGGCAAGCGCUGCCGAAGUACGACUUCACCACAAAGAGCCGCAGCUCGGCUUUCAACGAGCGGAUGCACGUCGAGUGGGAGAACCAUGUGGACCACAUUCUCAAGAACGACGGUGACCUGCCUGUCGCCUCCGUCGUCGCGAAAGCUGGUUUCCGCAGCUGCGCGCCUUGCUGUCGGGACAUGCUGGCGCUGGCGAGGCCGACAGGGAAGACCUUCAUUAUGGUAGACCUGGCGGAGAACGACAGGCGCGGCACCUUCCACUUCGUCACAGGGGACUCAUAUCUUCCCGUGCCGAAGGAAGCGUGCGAGGAGCAGGAGGUGGCCAGGUUGAAGGACAUCACCUUGCGGGCACAGAGUGGCGAGUUCCAGAGCAGUGAGGACAUUCGAGAUGCCGUCCUGGCGGGAAACUUUCCGAUCGACAAGACGGCGCAGGCGCUCUACGCCUCAGACCCUGCGCUGCUGCCGCCGGGCGUCGCUCGAGGUCUUACCGGGCGCGGACUCCUCGAGGUUCUCCAUGGCGAGCACUUCGCGCGGCUGACUGCCGAGUAUGGGGCGUCCAUUCUUCGCGACGCUUCUUCGCCGAUGGCGCAGCGCCAGGCGGUUCUCAUCUGCCGCGCCCGGGCGCGGGCGGCGCUGGCGGCUGCGUGGAAGCCUCACCUGAAGGAGGUCGACGUAGAGGCCUACGCAAAUGCAGCCAUCACCCCGCUGCUGCCCGAAGAGCCCGACGCGUACCUGCGCACGAAGCUUGCGAAGACCCUGGCGCCCUCCCUGGCGGCACCCCCACCUCCCGUGGCAUCGCGCGGAACGCGGAGGCGCUGGGCUCGACGUGGGGAGGGCAAGGCUGGCAAGGAAGCUGUCCAUGACGAUGGCGUCAGCACUGCCGUGCCGGAAGAUGACGACGCCGUGUCCUGGCAGGACAUGGAAGAUCCAGACGAGGACCUCUGA
This is a messenger RNA of Symbiodinium natans, 1212 nucleotides long. Lineage: Eukaryota; Dinophyceae; Suessiales; Symbiodiniaceae. The record is from the annotation of a GenBank genome assembly.